UGGGUCAUUGCUAACGUGUGCUCCGUGGGAGAAUCAUUACUGAUAAAUGCAAUUGAAUAUAAAUAACGUAACUGCCUUUAUAUAAUUAGAAGCAACAGAGAGGAAAUUAUCUCGAAUUGGUCUUGUCAGAUACACACAAAAGUAAAGAGGAUGGCCCCUGAGGUCCAGGCAGUGGUACAUUCUACCCAAGCCUGGCUGCGCUCCUCCUGGCACGUUCAGGUGCCCUUUGCCUGGCUGGAGGCCUGCGUGGAGUGGCUGCAGGAGGAGGCUGGAGGAGCAGGUCGUCUGUCACAGCAGCAAAUCAACCAGCAGGCGCUGGACCAGUGGCUGAUGACAGACCUGAGGGACCUGGGCCACCCGGUCCUCCCGGAGAGUUUCUCCCAGGCCCAGAAGACCGAACUCAGCGGCACCUUCUGUGUCCAGGUUGACUCAUUACUGGACAUUGGUCAGCCUGCCUACGGUCAGCUGCAGAAGUGGAAGGGCUCAGAUGUUGCCAACGACGACGUGUCUGCUGUCACACAGGCCACCCAGAGGCCCUGGGAAGCCAGGCCAACACGCAUGCUACUGUUGCAGGUGACUGAUGGAGUCCAGAGCUUGGAGGCAAUGGAGUAUCAGUCCAUCCCUGCACUCAGCACAGCUCUCAGACCUGGUGUGAAGCUGCAGCUGCAGGGGAAGAUGGUUUGCAGACUUGGGAUGCUUCUGUUGGGGCCGUCCAACAUAAAGGUCCUGGGUGGGGAAGUAGAGGACCUGGUGGAGAGGAAUACACAGAGCAAGGUGCUGUGUCGGACGCUGGGAGUUCCUGAGGAGGAGGAGCAGCAGCAGCAGGAGCCAGCACCACAACAAGGUAACCAGGAAGUGGAGGACCUGGACUUUGAUGACGCAGAGUUGUUGGCCACUCUGGAGGCCCAGGAGGAGGGGGGGAGGGCUCAGGGCGGUCCUGUUGGAGACAGUGGCUACGGGACGCUCAGUGAGACCUACACUCAGUCCUCCAGGAGCUCCUCAGUCAGGAGCCACGCCUCGACAGCCUCAUCCAGAAGUGGUUUGAACCAGAGCAACAGAGGUGGUUCAGUCCAAGGUCGUCGCCAGGGUAACGAACACGAGGACUUUGACCUUUCAAAUCAGCCAGAGAUCCCAGCUCACAACAUGCCAGAUGAAGACUUUCCCGACGAAGACUUUGACGAUCUUCCUCUGGAUGAGUUGGACAGUGUGAUUUUUCAAGAGAGUACAAACAUUACUGCGCAGUCUGCCAUCAGUCACAGGAGCACGCCACAGAACAACAACAACAUACCAACAGGAAAUCCUAACAGAGCAACAAACGCCCAAACUGCUCCAUACGAUCAGCACACUUUGAAUGACUCUGAUUCACAAAUUGGAUCAAACAACUCCAGGUCCAACACACAGAAAAAAGACUAUCAAGGCUUUGCUAAAAGAGCAGCAGCUUUAGAAUCAGAUUGUGUUGCUGACGAUGAAAGUGAUUUCAUGGAUGAGGAAAUGGAUUGCUUUCUUGCAGAGUUAGAUACUGGGAGGUUAAAUCAGCUCUCUGUCCAUCAAGGACCUAGCAAACACAGAGAGAGCUCUACCAACAAAACAGACACUGCAGGCUCCAGCUGUAGGAUUACCAGCGUGUCAUCAAGAAGUGUAAAAGAGUCUGCAUUUGAGAGCUCACAUAACACACCUCAAGUGCAAAAUAACAGCUCAACCACUGCAGUAAUUGAUAGACUAUCUGCUAGAACAGAACCUCAGAGUAAUUCCUCAGCUCCUGCUCUCUCGCUGACCUCUCCACCUUUUACAUAUUUGUCUCUUCUUGAAGAGAUGAUGUCCAAACCACAACAUCCCCGCACAGAGAUCCGAGUCAAGGCUUUCAUUGUGACUCUCUUGGGAAAACUGAGCAGCACCAACGGUUUUUGGCGCGUCUGUGCCACAAUAUCCGAUGGAACAGGGUUCAUGGACGUGGAGCUGUCCAACGAGGUUUUGACGGGCCUGCUGGGCUUCUCGGUGGCGGAGAAGGGGGCUCUGAAGCGUGACCCAGCCCGGAGAGGGGAGCUGGACCACGGAAUGAGGAGGUGUCAGGAGGAGCUGGUGGACAUGUGCAGUGUUAUGACCAUCGUGCUCGGGCCAGACGGAGGAAGAGCUGUCGUGACCAGGGCCGACCCCGUCAACGAGAAGGUGGUCCAGCAGCUGGAGCAGAGGGAUUGGUAUUUAACCUGCCCUUCUGCUGCGGAUUUGGAGAGCAGGAUGUGUGAACUGGAUGUCUGACGAUCAGCAAGCAGCCUGUUGCAAUGCAUCCAUCUGGUAUAUGUAAAUGUGACAUCCUGUCAUUUGUCAGUAGAUGGUUUCAUUUAUCUAUUUAAAGAUCUGGCACUGCAUCACUCCCAAAGAUAACCGAUACAUAAUAUCUACACUAAAUGUUAAUGAUCGGUUGUAAACAUAUUAGUUGAAACUCCCUAAUUGUAUUCAAACUAUAACUAUGUGAGGAGGAGAGCGGAGCAAGUGAGAUGAGAGAAGGGAGCGGGGGGAGAAAAUAAGUCGUGUUCUGAUUGCUGUAAUGAAUUGCUAGCCUUUGCAUCCAUUCAGUACAUUCAUUACUUCUGACUGAAAAAUGAUUGAAUAUCCAAGAGCAGCAUGGGUCUUUAAUAAAGCCCACCGGAGGAGAAAGAGAAGAAAGGGAGAUAAUAAGGAGAGACCAUGAGCUUCGAUGAUAUGUGUUUAUUGUAGAGCAUUAUGUAUAUAUAUCACACAAAGGUGAUGUCCUGCUUGUUUUAACUGUAUAUUGAUAGAAAUUGUUCUGACGGUUUUAUAAUUUUAUUUUACACUGACUAAUAAAACAUGCUUGAAACAAAA
Messenger RNA from Gymnodraco acuticeps, 2841 nucleotides. It is a transcript of the gene rmi1, whose product is annotated as RMI1, RecQ mediated genome instability 1, homolog (S. cerevisiae). Gene Ontology annotation, biological process: resolution of meiotic recombination intermediates; double-strand break repair via homologous recombination. The transcript has 9 exons. Gene Ontology annotation, molecular function: nucleotide binding. The record is from RefSeq and is a predicted model, not a curated record. The coding region runs from base 151 to 2256 and encodes 701 amino acids. NCBI's taxonomy places the organism in Eukaryota, Metazoa, Chordata, Actinopteri, Perciformes, Bathydraconidae. Gene Ontology annotation, cellular component: nuclear body; RecQ family helicase-topoisomerase III complex.